AAAACGAAAGGCUCUGCGUUUGUAAUGCGCGAGCGUGUGUAUGUGUGUGUGUGUUUGUAAUGCGCGAGCGUGUGUGAUAAGGAGGUGGGGGUGAGAGACCCCGUUGUGUUUUGACCCCCUAAACAACUCCCAGUCUCCAUCUCCCUCUCUUUCUCUCUGGUUUAAAGCUCCAUCGCUCAUCGUGGAGAGACGCAUUUGAGCUCAACGCGUCGCUUCAUGGACAUCGAUAGCGCGAAAAGGACGCGACAUCAUCUCAAACGCGCCGCUAACGCUGGAUACUCGGCCCGCUUCACGCUUCUGCUGCUACAGUGUUUUUAAGAGAGAGUGUCUCAUCUGCCGGUCUGGUGUGUGUUGUCCUCCGUCAGUGAGUGUGUGAGCUCGGCUUCCGUAUCGCAUGGAGAAGAGGUAUGAGGAGUUGGUGCAGUACCCAGGCUCUGACGCCAUGCCUGUGGGAGGCUACCGGGACGCCAUGAGGUCACUUCCUCCGCCUCACUAUGGCCACACUGUGCCUGACUCCCUGAAACACCACCGGGACCAGAUCUACGGUCAUCCGCUGUUUCCACUCCUGGCUCUGGUAUUUGAAAAGUGUGAACUUGCCACUUGCUCACCACGAGACUCCAUCUCUAUGUCAAGCUCCGCCCACCUCCACGGCAUGACCAACCACAGUGAUGUCUGCUCCUCUGAAUCGUUCAAUGAUGAUAUCACAGCCUUUGCCAAACAAAUUCGAUCAGAGAAACCCAUCUUUUCAUCAAAUCCAGAACUGGAUAAUCUGAUGAUCCAGGCCAUUCAAGUUCUACGGUUUCAUCUAUUAGAGCUAGAAAAGGUUCAUGACCUCUGUGAUAAUUUCUGUCAUCGCUACAUCACCUGUCUCAAGGGCAAGAUGCCCACUGAUUUGGUGCUGGAGGACCGGGAGGGGGGAUCCAAAUCUGACGUGGAAGAUUUCACUGGUUCUUGCACCAAUCUGUCAGAACAAAAUCAGUCUUGGUUGCGUGACCCAGAUGACUGUGUGUCGACCCCCUCGGGCACCCCCAGCGCCUCCUGUGGCCUCACCUCACACAGCAUGGAGAACUGCAGCGAUGCGGGGGAUGGGUUGGACGGAAGCGUGGCGUCGCCCAGCACAGGAGAAGAAGAUGAAACGGACAGAGACAGACGAAACAACAAGAAAAGAGGAAUCUUUCCCAAAGUUGCAACGAACAUCAUGAGAGCAUGGCUCUUUCAGCACCUGUCGCAUCCGUACCCAUCUGAAGAACAGAAGAAACAGCUCUCCCAAGACACGGGUCUCACCAUACUGCAGGUCAACAACUGGUUUAUAAAUGCCAGACGCAGAAUAGUCCAGCCAAUGAUUGACCAAUCAAAUCGCUCAGGCCAGAGUGCUCCGUACAGUCCGGAGGGGGCAGCUCUAGGAGGAUAUGGGUUAGAUGCUCAGUCUCAUUUAGGUCUUAGGACAGCAGGACUUCAGGGAAUGCCAUCCCUGCCCACAGAUUACCCUGGGGCCCUUCUGCCCCAGCCGGGAUACUCCCACGCUGGCCCAUCCUUGCACCCCUACCCCGGCCCCCACACUGCCAUGCUGCUCCAUCCACCGCCCCACAGCCACCCCGCCGAACCCCUCAUAGGACAAGGCCUUGACAUUCACGCCCACUAACCGAGAGCGGAGCAGAGGAGGGUGCGCUGAAAACAGGACGGAAGGGUACAUUGACUUUGCAGUACCGCACCAAACCUUCAGGGCAUCACCGCAGUCCACACAUAGUGACUCUGAGAAUGUCUUAAAUGCACUGACCUGGCAUCAUAUAAAUGUAUCAAAAUGUCCAUUUUAUGCACUCAGCUCCCAUGUCAAAUGCCUGACAGACUUGUUACAUUCCUUACAUACAUUACUAUCCCAUCUGCUCAUGACAAUGCUCUGAAUGCACUGUACCCAAUACAUCUAACUGCUAGUUUUAAUGCACAUUGCAGCGUUUGAAUGAAUAUACCCAUGUCUUCCUAUGGCCUUAGGGGUGAGUUGAAAUCUCCCUUAAUCCAACAUGAAGGCCUUCAUUGCCUUUCUUGCCUUGCCUCCGAAAACCCUCUCGAGGAGCACAAAUGGAAAACCACAGCAUAUACCUCCUCAGUCAGGACCCAAGAAAAGCAUAUCAAAACGUCCUGAAAUAGAGAUGAACUUUUGCACCAAAUCCAUAUAACCUGUAAACUGCUGAACAUGCAUAAAGGAUUAGUUCACUUCAGAAUUAAAAUUUCCUCAUAAUUUACUCACCCCCAUGUCAUCCAAGAUGUUCAUGUCUUUCUUUCUUCAGUCAAAAAGAAAUGAAGGUUUUUGAGGAAAACAUUCCAGGAUUUUUCUCCAUAUAGUGGACUUCAGUG
Messenger RNA from Ctenopharyngodon idella (grass carp), 2352 nucleotides. It is a transcript of the gene meis3, whose product is annotated as myeloid ecotropic viral integration site 3. The transcript has 13 exons. Gene Ontology annotation, biological process: brain development; embryonic pattern specification; positive regulation of transcription by RNA polymerase II. The record is from RefSeq and is a predicted model, not a curated record. Gene Ontology annotation, molecular function: DNA-binding transcription activator activity, RNA polymerase II-specific; RNA polymerase II cis-regulatory region sequence-specific DNA binding. Bases 395 to 1642 code for a protein of 415 amino acids. Lineage: Eukaryota; Metazoa; Chordata; Actinopteri; Cypriniformes; Xenocyprididae.